GCAGCUGAUAAGUGGGAAGCGCCGCAGCGGGGGAGGACUCAGCAAGUGACAGUAGACGGAGAGUUAUGUAGGGCCACGUCAUUCUGCCGCCCUCCGCCUCACCUGUGCUUUUCCUGAGGGACACCGGCCAGCUGCCACGCCUCUGAUAAGCCUCACAGGAUUACUGCAGGGCAUAUAGGAUCCACAAGGUCUUCGUAGCCUUAACAACAGCAAUGUAAGGGUGUUGCCCUUAGGUAGUGGGAAGAGAGCGGUACUGCAUAGUAAUAGCAACAGAAGGAUGGGGAGCUUCAGCAAGAUCCUCCCCUACUCUUGCUAUGAGCUUGGCCACUGCUGGAAACACUCUUGCUCCUCAGCCUCCUUUGAAAUUUGUAUCAUUGGUUUCAUUGAAAGCCUCAAGAUCUAUGGUGUGGUGUACCUGCUAACUGGUCUUGUCAAUGCUCAGAAAAUAAGUAUGAAGUAUGGAAAAAAACUCUUGAAGGACUACUUAACAUCAGUCUGUUUCCUGACAGUCAAUGCUUUCGGAUACAUUGGCUCCUACUGUGUUGUCAGACACAUUCUGCAGCACUUCAACUUCCUCACAGUCUCCUUUGUGCCAGGGUUCAUUGGCAGCCUCAUGGCCAUCCUGGUGGAGCGGCCAGCACGACGAACACUCUUGGCCAUCUAUGUUACCAAUGUGGCAUCAGAAUGCUUGUGGAAUUCUGCCGUGGGCCACGGCUAUGUCUCCUCCAUCCCGUGCGGCGAGAUAUUGGUAUUUGCAUCCGCCAUGGCUUACUUGGGCUACUCUUUUCGAUCACAAACUCCCACCAGCAAAUUGAUCAAUUCUAUCAUGCAGGUGUUUCUUGGGAAGGAAGAGUCUGGGCUGAUGGUGAGCCAUCGCCAGACAGCGGCCCGCCAGGAGUGCAUUCCUCACCAGCCUGUGCCGUGGCAUCAAAAGCUACUUGCACUGAUCACCAGUAAACACUACCUGUGUCCACACCGAGGGGGCUGUGUGCCACACUUCAUUUGGACAGGUCUGCAAGGAUUUGCCAGGGGAUUUCUCCUGCAGCUGUCACUGAAGAUGGUUACCUCCAUCCCUAGAGUGGUAAGAGCACCAAGAAAGUUGCUUCCUCUGCUCAUUAAUAAAAACAACAUGGAAGCGGGACUUUUUCUUGGCUGCUUCACUUCAUUAUUCAAGGGAACAUGCUGUGGUGGGAGGUGGUGGCAUGGUGAGGACCGGCCAGAGAGUGGUGCUAUUGCAGGAGUGCUUGCUGCCCUCUCCAUGUACUUUUAUUCUGCUCCUUCCCUUGCUUUGUACAUGAUGUGGAAGGUGGUGGAGAGUAUGUAUGAGAAUGGAUGCAAUGCUGGCUAUUUGCCACGGAUCCCUGGAUCAGUGGAGCUCCUCUAUGCUAUAUCCACAGGAUACCUGUUUCAUGUAUCAGUCAUGGAGCAGCAUCACAUGAAACCUUCUUACUGGAGGUUCUUGCGCAGACUCACAUGGGACAGGUUAGCAGGAUACAAUCGUCACCUCCUUGCUCCUUAUGGAUUUGACAGUGGCAAGAAUUAUCCAGGCUACUGGCCUGACUAUGACUUAAAACACAUCAGUGAGACUGUGAAAUGCUUACAACCAGCGCCCUAGCAGAACAGCAGGAUACCACCAAAGGUCCACCAGCAGGUCUUGCUCACUGGAACAGAUGUGAAUCUUAAUAUUUGGUAACCACUAACAAGAUUAGAUUGAAUGAAUGGAAUUAUUCUCGAGGGUGAUUUACUAACUGAUAUAGGAAAACCAAAUAAACAGACCUACAUCUGUUUGCUUGUUUUGAUUUCUAGACAAGAAAGGCACUUCUGUGAUAAAUUACAAGAUUAAUAGAGUAUGUUUAUUUGUAUUUUUAAAAGUUGUGUAGAUUUUUAUACUCAAUUUCACAAUUUUCAUCAGAUAGAAAGACAAUAGAGUAUAUGAUACAAUGUCAUUGUAGUUGAUUUAUUUAGUGCUUUUGUUUUGGUUGUUUGGUGCUCCUAAAAGUGCUUUUUAGGAUCUUUGUUGUUUGUUUGGUUUGCUAGUGAUAUGAGGUGGCCCACAUUAGAUUGGCUGUUUGCACCAAAAAAAAAAAAAAGUUCGAAGUUUGGUGAAAUUCCAAUAACCAGAAUCUUAUUUUAUAGGGCUUGACAAUCGAAGGCUGUUGUAACGGGUCAUUUCCUUGUGAAGACCAAGGAAAAUCUGUGUUUUCUAUAAGAUUUAAAGGUGUAUGCUUCCUUGCAGAAAUUACUAAAUAGGUACUGUAGCAUUUAUUGGUUCAUGUUGUGGAAUAUUCCUGUCCUGGUAUGAGCAGGUCAGUGAGAUUUAUAAACAUGAAUAUUGUGAGUAAGUAAUGUAAGUGUGGAUGCGAGUAGUUGGGAUGGGACGGCUGUUCUUCCAUGUGAUACUUGUUCCUUGUCUAAUCCUUGUUGCUUCUUCCCUAGCAUUCUUGACCACAAUUUUGUUCCCCAUAGUGUAUUACAAGUGUUUAUAGUUUGGCUUGAUUAGAAUGAUCAAUCCUUUAGUAUGUAUGCCUCCGGAACACUUGUCAUGCACUUGGUGUUGAAUGCAUCCAUCAGUCAACAUAACAGAUUUUACCAACUGGGAAAAAAAUAAUCAUAGACAUGUGUUACUUAAGAUUUUAUUAUAUAUAAUUGUUGUUGUUGUGCCUUAUUCCAGUCUUCAGAAAGCAGAUACAUAAAAUGUUAAUAUUU
Messenger RNA from Portunus trituberculatus (swimming crab), 2706 nucleotides. Its product is annotated as transmembrane protein 135-like. The record is from RefSeq and is a predicted model, not a curated record. The transcript is spliced from 11 exons. Lineage: Eukaryota; Metazoa; Arthropoda; Malacostraca; Decapoda; Portunidae. The coding region runs from base 278 to 1615 and encodes 445 amino acids.